Plutella xylostella (diamondback moth) is the source of this 3458-nucleotide messenger RNA. RefSeq names its product Na[+]-dependent inorganic phosphate cotransporter type III (gene NaPi-III). Gene Ontology annotation, molecular function: phosphate transmembrane transporter activity. Gene Ontology annotation, cellular component: membrane. Gene Ontology annotation, biological process: phosphate ion transmembrane transport. The record is from RefSeq and is a predicted model, not a curated record. NCBI's taxonomy places the organism in Eukaryota, Metazoa, Arthropoda, Insecta, Lepidoptera, Plutellidae.
AGGACCCCUCCUGCUCCCCGCGAGCCGGCCUGCCGCCUGCAGACUUCAGUCCGUCUGUAGCCGCCCCGAGGCGCCUAAGCUCAAACAGCCCGCUUCAACGGCACUCCCCGCUUUCUUGACGUAGAGGAGAAUAAAAUCCCACAUUAACCAAAAAAAUGUUGAAGCUAAUUCUUCGAUAUCACCACAACUUCCUUGGAAGAGAUUUUAAAUAUCGGGCGUUGUGACCCCCAAUUAAAUCUUACGUUCCAUAUAAAGUUACAAAUAAUUUUCACGUUUAAUUGUCACAACUUUUAAAGUAAACCGUAACGGUCAGUUUCAUUUAAGUUUCAGUAGCUAAAUUAUUUUUAUAUGGAGCGUUAUCUCGGAGCGGAGUUUCCCUGAGGAUUGUUUAAAGUUAGUCGUGCUUAAAGCGUUGAUGUGUGAGCCAAGCUUGCACCGGUUAGGGUAAUGAAGGGUAGGUGUUGUUAAAUGGGGGCGUGGUGAGGUCAGGAGUGGGUAUCAGUGGCGAUGCUGCCCUACAGCGAGGACUUGGUGUGGCUGGUGGUGGUGGGGUUUGUGGUGGCGUUCAUCCUCGCGUUCGGUAUUGGCGCCAACGAUGUGGCCAACUCGUUCGGCACCAGCGUUGGCUCCAAGGUGCUCACGCUCACGCAGGCCUGCGUCCUCGCUACCAUCUUCGAGAUCGCCGGAGCUGUGCUUAUUGGCUACAAAGUCUCUGACACGAUGCGCAAGGGCAUCCUAGACGUGUCUCUGUACGAGGACGGCGGCGAGCGUCUACUAGCCUGCGGGUGCCUCUCGGCCCUGGUGGCCAGUGCCGCCUGGCUGAUCGUGGCCACGGGGCUGCGGCUGCCGGUGUCCGGGACGCACUCCGUGGUCGGCGCCACUGUCGGGUUCACUUUGGUGGCUAAAGGACCUGUUGGCAUACGGUGGUCGACGAUUGGAGCUAUUGUGGCGUCGUGGUUCAUAUCUCCGGCGAUGAGCGGCACGGUGUCUGCCGUGCUGUACUGGCUGGUGCGGCGCUUCAUCCUGCGCUCCGCCAAGCCGCUGCAGUCGGGCCUGCGCGCGCUGCCCUUCUUCUACGGAGCCACCGUCGCCGUCAAUGUCGUGAGCGUCGUGCAUAACGGGCCUAAGUUGCUAGCCAUGGACAAGAUCCCGCUGUGGGCGGCGCUGGCCGGGUCCAUAGCGCUGGGAGCCAUCAUCGGGGGGCUCGUGAGGGCCUUCCUCGUCCCGCACUACCAACGGAAGCUGGGCGAGAAGCCGGUUAACUUUACUUUCGGUCACUCUAAUGAAACAACUCCAGCCGAUACACCAACGCACUCAAGUAAACUGAGCGUCCCUCACAGACCACUAUCUCUCGUUUCCGACGACGGUAAGGUGCUUGAAGUGAUAGCGGAAGCCGCGGAAAUGGUGACUCUGAGCGAAGCGGACAAAGUGUCGCUGGGCGUCCGGGAGAUGAACGCGCGCAACCGAGCGCUGCUCGCGACCAUGGACGAUUGCAGCAUCUUGUCACGCAGUUUGAGUCCGCCAGACAAAUCCCGGCUGCAGUUGGUAGACGCGGAUCCGCAGAUCAACACGCUCAAGUACAUCGAUGAAACCAUCAGCUGCUGCAAGAGCUUCGACUCGGCGGGGCUGGCGGGCAUGGGCGAGAGCUACGACUCGCGGAACAUCUUCCUGGGCGACUCGUGCGACACCAUCGCGCGCGCGGAGUUCGACCGCCUCGUCGCCGAGCACGUGCUGCCCGUGAUCGAGUGCGACACGCCCUCGUUGCUGUGCGACGACAUCACCGAGAUCAAGAUGAUGCCAGGAAGCGGCAGCGCGUGGAGUAUCGACCAGGCGUGCGGUCCGACGAAGCUGCCGGCCAUCACCCCCAACUCGAGCGCGGCGCCGCUGCUCCGGGCCGCCACGCCGCCGCCCGCGCCGCCCGCCGACGCCCCGCCUCCAGACACCUUGAAGCUGUUCUCCUUCCUUCAAGUCCUGACGGCCACGUUCGGGGCCUUUGCUCAUGGGGGCAAUGACGUGAGCAACGCGAUAGGCCCGCUGGUGGCUCUCUGGCUGCUGUACUCGGAGGGCGGGGCGCACGCGCGCGCGGAGACUCCGUUGGCCAUCCUGGUGUUCGGCGGCGUGGGCAUCGCGCUCGGCCUGUGGCUGUGGGGCCGCCGCGUCAUACAGACCGUUGGGGAGGACUUGACUAACAUCACUCCGGACACAGGGUUCACGAUCGAGCUGGGCGCGGCGCUGACGGUGCUGGUAGCCAGCAAGGCGGGGCUGCCCGUGUCCACCACGCACUGCAAGGUGGGCUCCGUGGUGUGCGUGGGACACUUCUCCGACAAGCCCGUCGACUGGAGCCUCUUCAGGAACAUAAUCUUCGCGUGGGUGGUGACGGUCCCGGCGGUGGCGGGCAUGGCGGCUCUCACGAUGCUCGGAUUAGAAACAUUCGUCGUUUAGUUCACUAAAUACCAACUAUUAUAUGUUUAGGGACUCUAUCCUUAGUAUUUAUUGGCUGGCAUAAAAGGCAACAGUUUUCGCCUCGCCCUCAAAGGGCAUAAGCAAAAGUAUGGACUCGGAACGAAUAUAGCUAUAGGAAAUAGGUAGUUCUUAAAUAAAAAUAAUAUCCACUAUUUUGUCUAUCUGUCUAUCUUUACAUUUAUGGUUGGUUCUGAAAUGCAUUAAGGAUUUUCACUAAUGGAUCGGGACCAGAGAUGGCCUAUCUUACUAUCAUUUUUAUAUAUUUUUGUUUUCCGAGCCAGACACCCGUAUGAUAUGGAGAAAAGAAGUGAUAGAUAUUUUGGCAUUUGAGGUACAAAGCAACGCACAUGUAUAUUCCAGCAUAUCAACGAGAAGCAAUUAAUAACGGGGCAUGAUUCAGGAUACGGGCGGUUUAUACGGCUGAUAGGUACCUAAGCCUGAAAAUACCCUCACAAAAUAUACGCCUCGAAGGUGUACCGUCAAAAUAUAAUAAUGCCAAGACUUGAUGAGCUUAUUCCACGUCGGCACAGCGGCUGCAUCAUAUCACAGGUCCAUCCCACAAGUCAUUUUGUUGUAAGCCAGUUCCAAUGCUUAUAUUUAUUUUAUUUUCUAUGUUGGGUCGUCGAAUUAAGUGACCAUGUUUUAUAACGUCAAUUUUUACACAUAAGUAAUAAGUGAUUUAUUACAAAAAACUGAGCAAUUUGAGCCAUUUGAAACCAUGCCAUAUUUUUUAUGCGUUUUUAUAUUGAUGGUUUUAGCCGGUUGGUAUCUUUAAGAAAAUAAAAUCAGUUGGAUGAAACAGUUUCGUAAAAUAAUAUUACAAUAUUAGCUAUUUAUCGGGGCGACAGAAAAUGGAACAAUCCGGGAAUGAGAAGUUAAGUUUCUGGAAGGACUCGAUAGUUGAGCGUGUGUUUGAUGUUAUAAUAGUAAGGCGCUAAGUUAACUUAGAAGUCUAUCUAUAGGCACCUUCAUUGUUGAAUAAAUUAGUUACCAGA